AUGUCAAAGGAUGAAAUUGUCGCUUGGUGGUUAGAAACCGAGUUUGGACGCAAAAAACGGCUUCAUUGGAGUGGUAACCGUACAGCAACUUGCUGGCAGCACUUUGAUGAAGUUGCCAAUGCAAAGACUGGAAAACCAGGCGCGAAAUGCCGUCAAUGCCAUAAAGUCCUAGACCAUCUGGCGAAUAGGCGAUAUGGAACGACUGCACUUCAUCGGCAUUUAGCUGGGCCGACCUGUCGUAAAUUUACUAGCCAAAGGACCAAUAUUAAGGGUUUGCUUAUGAAUGCGGUAUGUUUAAACCAGGGUUUCCGG
This is a messenger RNA of Penicillium salamii, 312 nucleotides long. NCBI's taxonomy places the organism in Eukaryota, Fungi, Ascomycota, Eurotiomycetes, Eurotiales, Aspergillaceae. The record is from the annotation of a GenBank genome assembly.